Messenger RNA from Paramuricea clavata, 5138 nucleotides. The record is from the annotation of a GenBank genome assembly. NCBI's taxonomy places the organism in Eukaryota, Metazoa, Cnidaria, Anthozoa, Malacalcyonacea, Plexauridae.
AUGGCGCUGGUAAGCUCGUGUUAUAUCAAAGGGCAUUUUUGUUCACAAAUACCCGCUUAUUUUACGUUAUAGCGACUGGUUCGUUUUGGAAAUUAUAACUCAAUGGACAGGGAAAAUGAUUCUGUAUUAAAGAGAAAAAGAUGUGCAGUUAUUGUGAUGUUAUUUGUUGUGAAAGACGGCCCGAAAUUUCGCUACUUCGCUGUACUGGUUUAUAAAACAUUUACAAGCAACAGCAAUUGAACUAUAUAAAGAAACCAAUGUGUACAAGCCAAUCAAGUUCUUCAGUUUAAAGGUCAGUUUAUUUUUAAUAAUUAGUUCAUGUAGUUAUAUAUUAAUACGAAGUACAGGACCAUUCCAUUUAAUAUCCACACCCUCCUGUUCACUAGAUUUUCCGAAGGGGGUCUAAAAUUUUGAAUUUCUGAGGGUGUGCCAAGUUGAAAUUUCCGAGGGGGUUUGUGAAAGGAAAAUUUCUUAAGGUCUCAACAUUUUUGUAAUUUUCCAAGGAGUUAAAAUUUUUUUUUAAAUUUCUGAGGGGGGAGGAGGAAGGUAUACCUGUUGACGAAAAUUUCUGAGGGGGUGGUAAAUAAUUCCCAAAAAUUACUGAGGGGUCUAUCAUAGUGGAACCACGUCAACAGUUAUUUCUAAGGGCUUGAGAAAAAUUGUAAAUUUCGUCAUUCCCCGACUGCAUUCCAGGCCCCUCCCGCCAAAGAUCUUUGGUGGGAAAAAACUUUACUGACUUUUGGCGGUGUAUUUUGGCGUAAAUUUUAGCUCAUCACUAUUUUUGGCGGCGUGCAUUCUAGAAGAAUGGCAGAUCCACAAGCUGUAUGUAUCAUUUGAAUAAUUAAUGUUUGAAUAAUAUUUCAUUAUUUUAUUUAAAUAAAGUACCUUUCUUUCUUAACUUCUUUAUAACUUUUUCUACUUGCACUGUGCAAUACAGCUUUAAAGUACUGACAAUUGAUUUGAAUUAAUGAUAUUACCCAUACUUUCCUGCAACUUUUCCAAAUAUAUAGUUGAUUAAAUACGCCUUCGGCCAUUUAGUACUAUGAAAUUGUAAACAAAUUGUAAAUUUCGACUUACUAAAACGCUGUUUUCUGACCAUCAGAAUUCUAUCAAAUCUUCCCCAAAGUCCAGGAAAUGGGAUUUCAAAGGCUCGAAAUUUAAAAAUUUGCUCAAUUGUUUUCAGCUCCACUCCCAAUCAAAAACAACUUCCUACGGCAUUAUCAACAUACAAAUGUUCAGCAUUCCCAUAAUUAUAUUGUUUAUGAACUGUCUGUCGAAGUUGUCAAUAUAAGAUGAGAUUUUUGCACCUUUUUUAUUUUUAAAAUUUUUUUAAAGAUGUGAUUUUUGCACCUUUGGCGCAUGUAAUUUGACCGCUUUAGAUAUAAUUAGUCUUUGGCGGAUAUAGUUUUAAAGCUGAAUUUCUGGUGUGAAUCUUUGGCGGUGAGAAAAGGUGGAAUGCAGUCGGGUGUCAUUCCAGAAAACAUCCAUAUCACCCCCACAGAGGAAAUAGGAAGUUAACCCCCCUACCCCAAUUUUUUCUCCCCUCCCUCUCCAGAUGGCAGAAAUUUCCUCCGUGUGGGGCAGGCCUCAAAUUUCCCUGAAAUCAAUCGACGGCAAUGGCGUUAAAAAUUGCCGUAGAACGUAACAGCUGUCUACGGCAAUUUUGACAGUUUCCACGGCAUUUUUCAAAUUACUGUAAUAAAACUUUAAUUUUAUUGUUACUUUGGAUUUUUGACAAGCUAGAAACAUGUCUACGUAUUUCUUUAGUGUUUUUUUUUUCGAAGAAAACUGAGACUAAAAUAGUGAUUUACGCAUGAUUUGAUCAACAUCUGAAUUCAAGUAUCAAAAUAGUAAUGCACAGUGAAUAGUAUAAAAAUUGCACUAUACGGCAAAAAAUUGCCGUCGUUGCCACAAUGAUCCACGGCAUUUUGUUCUCCCUCUACGGCAAUUGCCGCGAUAAAAUUCGAGCCCUGGUGUGAGGAGUAUGGAUCUUUUCUGGAACAACCCAUUUCCGAGGGGGGCUUACAGAAAACCGUUUCUGAAGGGGUCUAAAAUCAGAAACCUCGUCAACAGGGGGUGUGGAUAUUAAAUGGAAUGGCCCACUGGAUGCUAGUAAAAACUUUUUAAUAAUUAGUUCAUUUCGUUGUGUAUUAAUACAAAGUACUGGAUACUAGAUAAAUAGUUCAUUUAGUUGUAUAUUAAUCUGAAGUACUCUACUACUCGUGUUGCCACGCAUAACAUUGAAUUGACGUUAUCACCGGUACCCACCUCAGAUAACGUCGAUCGUUACCCUGUCGUAUUUUGACCGCUAAAAGAGCUCAAAUGCAAAAUGGCAGCUGAAAUAUGGUGUAUAAUCAAUCAAUUUAUCUCAGAAAUGCAUUAAAAUGCUGAGGCUUCAAUUCAAAGUUAUUCACUGUAUUUGUACGUAAUUGACCGGUAUUUGACAUGAAACGUCGCUUCGAUACUUCAACCUUUGUUUUGGCCUCUAUUAGUUGAAAAUAGUAUAAUACUGGCAAAAGUGCACGGCAAGCAUUAAAUAUUUAAACUUUGGUCUGUUUGGAUGUAAAUAGUCAAAUUGCUACAAGAUAAUGUCGAUUCUACGUAAUGUGUGGCAACAUGAAUAUGGACCUGGUCCCUUAGCGAGUUUGAUUUGCUAUUUGUAUAAACAGACCACAACCCCUUCUCUAACCCUAACCAAUGAAUGUGUAAUGAACUAUUGAGAGUUAAAAAAGUCAGGUGGGAUUUUAAAAUAUUUUAAGAAAAAUUUCUAUGGGGCUGAAUAUGGAAGCCGGUUGGCCCGCCAAACAAGACAGCUCGGUAAGCAGGAUGAAUUUUGCUUGCGUUUAUAUGAGGAGAUUUUAUGCCGCUUGCCAGGCUAGGAAUUGUUUACAUUUCACUCAAUUGGUCGGUGUUGCCAGAACAAAUUUCAAAUUUUGUAAACAUUACAGCUAUUGAAGCACAUUGCAACCUUUUGUUUUGUCUUUUUUACCUAUGUAAUGUCAAGAACUAUAAAAAUAGUUGCAGAAAAGACUUCAAACUAUCGAAAAUGUUUCAUCCGAGCAACCGGGCCAUCCCAUUUGCUAGUGUUUAUAUGGGGAAAUUUUCACCCUGGUUAUCCAUAUAAAUGCACAGGAAUUUUACUAUAAAUUCUACUACACGGCGAGAUCUUGCUAAGAUGUAAGAAAAAAAUACCUGUGGUUCCAGUUUCAUAUGGUGACAAAAUUUAUAGGGUCGGUAGAUCGGAAAUUUUUUUUUGAAUAUGAUCCCCGACCUUGUUUCACUUUGCAUGCAUGCAACGCCUUUGCUGAAUACACUACCAGCCUGAAUUGCUGAAAGCUAUUGCAAAAAACUAUUUUAUAUUACUACUUUACAAAAUGUAAGAACCUGACACCAUCCCUGCGACUUUGUGUCAUCUAUCUAGACAGUAUGAUUAUUGUAUGCGACUUUUCCAACCGAGAGAUAUAUUAGACCCUCUUUCUACUUUUUUUUUCACUUUGCCUUGGUCACACUUUGAACAAGAGGUGUGCCAAUUUCGCUUUCUCUCAUAUCAUUGUAGAUGUCCGCCAUUUUGAACUAUUUUUUCAUAAAAAUAUAUUUAAAAUAUUUACAACUUUUUUGUGUUGCAUACGACUGUCAUAAGCAAGUUGUAGGGCUAUCUAUACGGCACAAUUUGUGUCGCAGGGAUGGUGUCAACAAGUUGCAUACAACAAUCGUCAUGGGCGUACAGGAAGGAAAAAAUAAGGGGGUGGAAAGAAAUUUGCCCGACUUUGUCGAUUGUGCCCGAGUUGUCAAAAAAAAAUUUCCGGAGAAACUUUCCAAAAUUGUUGUCGCUCCAAUAUUGUUUAGGUCCAUUUUUUUAAGUAUUUUAUAAAGCGUAUGCUAUGUAUGUGCUAAGAAGCUAGUUUUGUUGGCAUGUGGAAAGCAAAAGUAGCGAAGGUAAAGAGAUUAAAAUUGGAUUUAGUGCGUAUUUUUGAAAAAAUUUUACCACCAAAUAUGGUAGUCCCCCCCGUCGAUGACACUUGUGACGUCAGGUACAUACGGGACUUUGGGGGCGGGUUUUGGCGGGAAAAUCUGUAAUGUUUGGAGAAGACAAGAUGGCGCUGGUUACCUCGUGUACUAGCGGCUAAAUCGAGGAAUGCACAUUUGCCCGACGCCAUCUUGAAUUCCGCGCAAUGACCUGGGUCUCAGUUAUGAUGUCAUAGUAUCUAUCAUGAAUGAUGUAAUCAAAACAAACGUUUCGCGGGAAAAUGAAAAUAUUGGAUUCUGAUUGGAUAAUUGUCACUCGCACAUGCCUAAAUACUAAAUUGUUAUGUAUAUAAAUAAAGCUAGUUUACAGCAGCAAAAAUCACAAUAAAUACACUUUUGAUGCUUUUAAAUCAUAAAUAAUCAUAUUAUAAUGACUUAUUUUAGCUUUUGAUUUCAUAUAAAGGAAAAUAAACUGAUCGAAAAUACAAAAUAACAGCAUUUCGCGUAUCGAUAUUUUUCACAGUGAUUUGUAUGCAUUAAUCGACACUUAGUCUCUGGCACGCAAAUUUACUUUCGUAUAGUGAGCACAUAGUUGUGUGCACGGUAGAUGGAAAUUCCGAAAAUACCCUUCGAUUCUGCAUGAAAUUCUAUAUCAACAGCCCUGGUUUUCCUUUUCCAUUCAAAAACUGAACCGAGAUAUUCGCCCUUUAAUACUCUAAAACUCGAGUCUUUAUCCUACUAUAUGAAUUUGUGUACACAGUAGAUGGAAAAUCGGAGAACACCAUUGAAUUCGCCAUAAAAAUCAGCAUCUUUUCAUAGUAAAUAUCUCUAGUCAAUUUAAUAAAGAAAACUUUUUAUCGCGUGUUUACUUCCCAGCUGAUAAUAGAAAUGAACUACGGAUGUAGACAAAGGAUACAGGAGCACUUUAAUGGAUAACCAUUUUACUAAUUCAUCAUUAUCAUAAGAUAACCACAGAUGUCCCCAGUUAAUAAUGAUUCAAGAUGGCGUCGGGCAAAUGUGCAUUCCUCGAUUUAGCCGCAUGUACCUCGUGUCAUAUCAAAGGGCAUUUUUGUUCACAAAUACCCGCUUAUUUUACGUUAUAGCGACUGGUUCGUUUUGGAAAUUAUAACUCAAUGGACGGGGAAAAUGAUUCUGUAUUAAAGAGAAAAUGA